Messenger RNA from Baudoinia panamericana UAMH 10762, 1201 nucleotides. RefSeq lists its product as uncharacterized. Lineage: Eukaryota; Fungi; Ascomycota; Dothideomycetes; Mycosphaerellales; Teratosphaeriaceae. Bases 207 to 1058 code for a protein of 283 amino acids. The transcript is spliced from 2 exons. The record is from RefSeq and is a predicted model, not a curated record.
AGUGCCAUCACGGCGCGGCUGUUGACGAUAACACGCAAACGGCCACCGUUCCAUCCACAUGGUCAUGGCGAAAAUGCCGUAUUGGUUACACUUCGACCUUACUUUCAUCAGGAUUCAUUCACUGUUGAGCACAUACUUUCAUUUGUACGACGCUUGCCGAAGCUUGUCUUCAAUAGCGUGACAAAGACAACACGAUAUCAAUCGUUAUGGCAGAAUAUGCCGAGGUGGCGGCGCCGACUUCCAUGAAUUCAGCCCCUGCACACCAACCGAACACGGAGACAGUCCCAAUGCUCAUGGCAGGCUGGUCUAAUGAAGAAACUCCGACUGCCCUGCACACAGCUGCUGUAGAUCCACAAGAGCUCGAGACAGCUCCAACGACCAUGGCAGCACGAGGCGAAGACGCGGCGUUAGCUUCCAUGAUUUUAGAGACCGCAGCAGUCUCUCGGAAUGAAUGCAGAUUACUGAGCUUGCCCGCUGAGCAACGAAACGCCAUCUACCAUCUCGCUAUGGUACAACCACGACCGCUUAACGUGGCACAGAGGACGGAUGUCCGAGAGCCCGGCCUGCUGUCUACUUGCAAGCAGAUCCGAGCGGAGGCUUUGGCCGUCUUCUACGGCACCAACCUGUUCAGAGACAUAAACACCGCUCCGCGGUAUUACAUCGACGUUGCAACGGGCGAAAGGUUCCGACAUCUCACUCAUGCGCCGGCAUGGUUGAAGCAGAUGAGUAGCGCAAAGCGAGCACUCAUUAGACGUAUCGAGGUGUGUUACAAGAUUGACAUAGCCCAAGACCUCUUCUGGUACAUCAUGUCUACCGAGCCGUAUCGCACCCGGUGGGAGCAACUCAGACGCCAGCCUGGGCCUUGCGAGGGGCGCAAGGCGUACAUUAAGGGCGUGAUUAUGGAAUUCGGCGAGGAUAUGGCCAGGCAAUUCCUGCUUGAUGACAACCAUCACAUGAAGAAUAUCAAAGCUGUCCCUUGGCACCACGGAACUCUGGAGACCUCUUCACGCUACAUUUCCUCGCGGAGAGAUCCAGGAGAAAUGGGCCGAGGGGUUUAGCAGUAUCAGUGAGCUGUGGUAGCUUCCACCUACUUUAAUUGACGCGCAGAGAAUACCUGGAGUACGUUGAGAGGCUCAUUUGCUCUGGUGACUGAGCGCAAGUGCAGGAUAAUAUUGUGAUUCUAGUCCAUAACGGCAACUAU